Messenger RNA from Rhododendron vialii, 4240 nucleotides. RefSeq names its product regulator of nonsense transcripts UPF2-like. The record is from RefSeq and is a predicted model, not a curated record. Lineage: Eukaryota; Viridiplantae; Streptophyta; Magnoliopsida; Ericales; Ericaceae. Bases 176 to 3778 code for a protein of 1200 amino acids. Gene Ontology annotation, biological process: nuclear-transcribed mRNA catabolic process, nonsense-mediated decay. The transcript is spliced from 19 exons. Gene Ontology annotation, molecular function: RNA binding; protein binding. Gene Ontology annotation, cellular component: cytoplasm; exon-exon junction complex.
CCCCAGUAGAAGUCUAAAAGACUAAAACCGAUCACUAGAGAUCCGUUGGUAGUAGUCGAAUCCCCAUUGUCCAAUGGUUAGGGUUCACAGUUCGAUCGCUCUUCGUCCUCGUUCUUGCGAAAUUCCUUCUCUCUCUCUCCAUUCCAGGUAAAUAUAUUCCUUUAGUAGUAGGAAGAUGGAUCAUCCACACGAUGAGUGCCGGGUUGGAGUUGAACUUCAUGGAAAACAAGAUAAUGAGGAAGCUGUUGCUCGUGAUGAGGAAUUGAAGAAGUUAGUGGCAGCGAGAAUGGCACUUCGUCACAAUAACUUGAACCCUGAAAGGCCCGACUCGCGUUUUCUGAGGACAUUAGAUUCCAGCAUUAAGCACAAAACUGCACUUAUUAAGAAACUUAAGCAGAUUAAUGAAGCACAGAUAGAAAGUUUGAUGGAUGAGUUGCGAAGUGUCAACUUAGGCAAAUUUGUCAGUGAAGCAGUGACUGCUAUUUGUGAUGCCAAGCUUAGAUCUUCGGACCUACAAGCGGUAGUUCAGGUUUGUUCUUCACUUCACCAAAGGUACACAGACUUUUCGGCAAUUCUGACUCAGGGCCUCUUAAAAGUUUUCCUUGCUGGAAAAACUGAGGAUGAGUUGGAGGCAGACAGGAAUUUAACAGCCAUGAAGAAGCGCAUCACUUUAAAACUCCUUUUGGAACUUUACUUUGUUGGUGUUGUGGAAGAUGGUGAUGUUUUCAUAAGUAUCAUUGAGGAUCUUACUAGCGUAGAGAACUUAAAGGACCGAGACGCAACUCAGACGAACCUGUCUCUUCUUGCCAGUUUUGCGCGACAAGGGCAGACUUUCCUUGGACUUCCACUUUCUGGGCAUGAAAUUCUUGACGAGUUUUAUAAGGGCCUAAACAUCUCAGCGGAUCAGAAGGAAUUUUUCACGAAGGCGUUGCAUUCAUAUUAUAAUGCUGCAACAGACCUACUUCGGUUAGAACAUACUUCACUUUGCCAAAUGGAGCUUGAAAAUGCGGAGAUCGUCAGUGAUGAAAACGCCUCUUUGUAUGAAAAGCUGCGGAAAUCCUAUGACCAUCUGUACCGUGGUGUUUCAGCUUUAGCUGAAGCUCUUGACAUCGAACCUCCAGUGAUGGCGGAGAAUGGUCACAUAACAAGGGUGACAACUGGGGACAGUGCUGGAAUAGAUUCUUCUAUUCUUGAAGCACUAUGGGAUGAUGAAGAUACUAGAGGUUUCUACGAAUACUUACCAGAUCUCAGAGUAUUCCUUCCAGCGGUAUUACUUGGUGAAGCAGGACCCGAGGUGCAUGAGCAAUCUCUGACGACUCAAGAGCAACCAAGUGUUGUGACUUGGGCCAAGGGUCAGCAGACUCAGCACCCCCAUCCAAGAGAGAGAAGAAAGAAGAGAGGUAAAAGUGCCACGAGAGAGAAGGGAAAAGCAAACCACAAUUCCCUACCCCAGGGUUUGGCAUCCGAAUCAGACCAAGGUCAGAUGGCUACCCCAGAUUUUGCAGAGGAUUCUGUUACUUCACAGGAAGGAGAAUUUGAGAAAGAUGAAAAAGAUCAAGAGAAGACCAAAGAUCCUGACAAAGAGAAAGGUAAAGUCAAAGAUACUGGAAGAAGAGGAAAAGGAAAGCAUAAAAUUCAAGCUCUUGAAGGAACAAAUUUGCAUGGUCUUCUGCAGAGGCUUCCAUGUUGUGUCAGCCGUGACCAGAUUGAUCAGUUAACUGUUGAAUUUUGUUACAUAAAUUCGAAAUCAAACCGGAAAAAGCUUGUGAGGGCAUUGUUUAACGUGCCCAGGACAUGUCUGUUGCCAUACUACUCACGAAUGGUUGCAACACUGUCAACUUAUAUGAAGGAUGUCUCUUCCAUGCUCCUUCAGUCGUUAGAGGAAGCAUUCAACUUACUGAUAACUAAGAAGGAUGAAGUGAAAAUUCAAACAAAGAUCAGGAAUAUUCGGUUCAUUGGAGAACUUUGCAAGUUCAGAAUUGCUUCUGCUGGCUUUGUUUUUAAUUGUUUAAAGGCUUGUUUAGAUGAUUUUAGUCAUCAUAAUAUUGAAGUUGCUUGCAAUCUUCUUGAGACGUGUGGCCGUUUUCUUUACCGGUCUCCGGAAACUACUGUACGGAUGGCUAACAUGUUGGAGAUAAUGAUGCGCUUAAAAAACACCAAAAAUUUGGAUCCUCAUCACAUAACAAUCGUAGAAAAUGCUUAUUACUCGUGCAAACCACCAAAGCGAUCUACACGCGUCCCUAAAGUUCGUCCUCCAUUACAUCAGUACAUCAGAAAACUACUUUUUUCGGAUCUUGACAAGUCUUCCACUGACCAUGUGCUUCAACAACUUCAUAGACUACCGUGGAGUGAAUGUGAGUCCUAUCUUCUAAAAUGCUUUAUGAAGGUUCACAAGGGAAAGUAUGGUCAAAUUCACUUAAUUGCUUCACUUACUGCUGGUUUGAGUCACUACCAUGAUGAAUUUGCAGUUGCUGUUGUUGAUGAGGUCUUGGAAGAAAUCAGGGUGGGGCUAGAAUUGAAUGGCAUUGGGAUGCAGCAACGACGCAUUGCACACAUGCGGUUCUUAGGGGAGCUAUACAACUAUGAACAAUUAAAUUCAUCUGUCAUUUUUGAUACCCUCUAUUUGAUUCUCUUUUUUGGGCAUGGGAAAGCAGAGCAAGAUGUGUUGGACUCACUGGAAGAUUGUUUCCGCAUUAGGAUGGUUAUUACACUCCUCCAUACGUGUGGGCACUGUUUUGAUCGAGGCUCGUCAAAGAGAAAACUUGAUGAAUUCUUACUUCAUUUCCAGAGUUACAUUCUUCGCAAAGGUUCAAUACCGCUGGAUAUUGAAUUUGACUUACAGGACUUGUUUGCGGAUUUAUGCCAAAACAUGAUGCGAUAUUCAUCAAUUGAAGAAGUCAAUGAUGCUUUAAUUGAAUUUGUGGAGCAUGAGCGGAUUGUAUCCAUUGAUGAGGCCAACUGUGAGAAGCACUCAGACAUGGGAAAACCUCCAUUUGGGAAUACUUCUUGCACCAUCUCCGCGAAUGGACAUAACCUUCCUCUUGAGGAAAAUGGAGCGGUGUGUCAUGACAUUUAUUCAGGAAGUGGGACCAUUGACCCAAAUGGGCAUGGCGUUGAAGAAGGUUUGCAUGAAGAGAAUCAUGAUGAUGUGUGCAACGGUGGGGAUGAUUAUGGUGAUGGAGGUGCUCUUUCUAUUGAUGAAGAUGAAGAAGUUCGAGUGUGGCAGAAUAAGGUGAUGGAUGUGGAUCCUGAGGAGGAAGCUGAGUUUGACAGAGAACUUAGGUCUCUGAUGCAGGAGAGCUUGGAUUCACGGAAGCUAGAACCGCGCUCCCGGCUUUCACUGAACAUGGCAAUACCUAUGAACGUGGUUGUGGGGCGCACAGAAGACCUUCAUGGAAGAAAAGGGUUAGAAAGCGGUGAUGAGACAUUAGAUGAGGAAGCAGGAGGAAGAAGAAAAGGCGGGAAGGAGGUUAGUGUCAGAGUUCUCGUCAAGCGUGGGAACAAGCAACGAUCGAAACAGCUAUACCUUCCGCUCGAUUGCUCCCUUGUGCGGAGCGCAAAAGAAAGAGAAGCGGCUGAGGUUGAAGAGAGACAAGACAUCAAGAGGCUAGUCUUGGAAUAUAACGAGAGGGAAGAGGAGAGUUGUGGUUUUGAAACCCAACCAAUGAGCUGGAUGCAAAGUGUGGAUUCCAACGGGGACGUGAAGAGGAUUCCUGGAUCACGUCAUCGCCAUCAAUAUUUUGCAGGUGCUGGGUUCUAUUAUAGAAGAAGAAAGUGAGGUAUUUUGAACAUACAAAGCUAGAGAGUAAGCGACUGAUUUGGCACCCUGAGCUCUCUCGCACUACUAGGUUGAUGUAAAUACAACUACUUCUAUUCAACAAUCUGUUGGAGUAUAUAUCCCAUGGAUAUCUCACCCACUACGAGAUUGAAGUCUUUCUUUCCAUCUCUUUCCUGGAAGCAUCGCCAAAGGUCCGAACCCUAAUUUCACGUGUUCCUCCAUUUAGGUAUGCAUUUUUGUGGAGUCACUUGUGGGAGGGUUAUUUCAUAUUGGGUGGUAAUGAGUUUCAAGAAUGUUUUGUGUGUGUUGGGUUGUGGGCUCUGGCUACCUGGAACUUUUUCAACUGCCAAUAUAUAUUUUGUCAAAUGUAAAAGGUUGGGUGUGAAAUAUUGUGAUUUUUUGGAGUCUCUUUGAGACUCACUUUGCAAUAUGUGGUUUCUACAGGACGGAAUUUUUUUAUCA